This is a messenger RNA of Cheilinus undulatus (humphead wrasse), 6271 nucleotides long. RefSeq names its product MAP/microtubule affinity-regulating kinase 2b (gene mark2b). Lineage: Eukaryota; Metazoa; Chordata; Actinopteri; Labriformes; Labridae. The record is from RefSeq and is a predicted model, not a curated record. Gene Ontology annotation, biological process: protein phosphorylation; microtubule cytoskeleton organization; intracellular signal transduction. Gene Ontology annotation, cellular component: cytoplasm. Gene Ontology annotation, molecular function: protein serine/threonine kinase activity; tau-protein kinase activity; ATP binding. Bases 1255 to 3204 code for a protein of 649 amino acids. The transcript is spliced from 19 exons.
GCAGCCAUGUUGCCGCGAGCUUGUUCCGGUAUCAGGGCAGGAUCGUGCGCAUAGACUGCAUUCGGGCGCAGCUCCUCGCCUCUCUCCCCCUGUUGCCCGUCACACGUACUUCGCAACAAGAAAGAGUUUACCGAUAAUGGAUUUUACAACUUGAUGAUUCCUCCUUCAGUCGGCCGGCCAGGGGAAUAAUAACAGCAUUCGGGGUACCGACAGGACGAACUCGUAUAUCGCCACACUGCACUGCAGCACUGGUGAACGACCUUAUUCCAAUCACGCAUCACAAGGAAGAGCGCCGGUGAUUUCCGUGGAUUUUGAGUUUCGAGGGUUGCUCGGUGGCAGUCACCGCCGUUGCGGCCGCAGGAGGAUAAGCUAACUGGCUAGCUUGGCUUCGAGAGAAACACGGAAUUAGCUAGCUACAUUGGCUAAUAUUGGCGAGCCAGUUAGCUAGCGCGGCAAAUUAAUUCGUGCUACUCGCCUGCUAUGUGAUAAUUCUGAGUGGUAGUGGUUUUAUUUGGGGGUAUCGAAUCCUGGAUAUCUCGCUGGGAACAUUCUGAAUUGUUUCAUGUGAAUUGGGAAGGUCGAGACCUCGCCGGGAAUAACUUUGGCCUGAAAGUUUGUAGACUCCAGACCUGGUUCCAUACUUGAAAGGAAAUAUAUUUCUUCGACAAAAUAUAAAAAACGCUUCGAGGCUGUGUUAUGAAAGCUACGCUGGAAAAACGCUGGUUGUAGAUUUCGGCGACAGUUGGGGCUCCCCAGACGUUAGUUAGCAAACCUAUAGGUUAGCAUGCUAACCACCUAAUUGAACCCCCUACUUGUUCAACACAACCAUUGGCCAACUUUUCGUCAAGCUAGCCCAAGUAGCUAGCUUGCCAGACGUCACAGCAUCCGUCUGGUAGCCCGCUGGUCACCAUCAACGCUGCUAAUGCAUAUUGGGAACUAGGUGUUUUCACACCCUAUCCCUAGCUAAAGAAGAAAAUUACCUUUUCAUGUUUGGUGCCUGUUGACAAACAUGGGACGUGCGGUUGCUGCUAGCUAGUUCAAAGCUAGCUGGCUAACUCGGCUAGCCGCUGAUGUGGGAUUCAACUUGUUGAUUCACGAGCUAUCUGUCGUGCUGCUAGCUGGCUAGCGCUGGACAUCCGUUGGAAAUUUCAGUGUAUCAUCACCUUUACAGAUUUUUAAAUGCACAAAAGACACUGAGAAAUCGGCCCUUUGACACCGUUCCUUUUCCCAGUUGGAAACUUCUACUCUUCAAAAAUGUCAACAAGGAUCCCACUAGUGCAAGUCAUUGAGAAUUCGACGGGGCAGGAGUCGAAGUCAUCACGCUCCAGCAUGCCUCGAUGUCGGAACUCAGUUGCCACAACCACAUCAGAUGACCAGCCGCACAUUGGUAACUAUCGGUUGCUAAAAACCAUUGGCAAAGGCAACUUCGCCAAGGUCAAACUGGCACGACACGUCCUCACCGGAAAAGAGGUGGCUGUAAAGAUCAUUGACAAGACACAGCUCAAUUCCUCCAGUUUGCAAAAGCUCUUCCGGGAAGUGAGAAUUAUGAAGAUGUUGAACCACCCCAACAUAGUCAAGCUCUUUGAGGUGAUAGAGACAGAGAAGACUUUGUACCUGGUAAUGGAGUACGCAAGUGGAGGAGAAGUCUUUGAUUACUUAGUGGCCCAUGGCAGGAUGAAGGAGAAAGAAGCACGUGCCAAAUUCAGACAGAUCGUGUCAGCAGUGCAGUAUUGCCAUCAGAAGUGUAUAGUACACAGAGACCUCAAGGCAGAAAACCUGCUGCUGGACGCAGACAUGAACAUCAAGAUAGCAGACUUUGGCUUCAGUAAUGAGUUCACUCUGGGGAACAAGCUGGAUACGUUCUGCGGCUCCCCACCCUAUGCUGCCCCAGAGCUCUUCCAGGGAAAGAAGUAUGAUGGGCCUGAGGUGGACGUCUGGAGCCUGGGAGUGAUCCUUUACACACUGGUCAGCGGCUCGCUUCCCUUUGAUGGACAGAACCUCAAGGAACUGAGAGAGCGUGUAUUGCGUGGUAAAUACAGGAUUCCUUUCUACAUGUCUACGGACUGUGAGAACCUGCUCAAAAAGUUCCUCAUCCUGAAUCCCUCCAAAAGAGGCAGCCUGGAGCAGCAGAUAAUGAGGGACCGUUGGAUGAAUGUAGGCUACGAGGAGGAGGAACUCAAGCCCUACAUUGAACCCCAGCCAGAUUAUAAGGACCCCAGGAGGACAGACAUUAUGCUACAAAUGGGAUUCUCUCUAGAGGAGAUCCAGGACUCGCUGGUGAACCAGAAGUACAAUGAUGUGAUGGCUGCAUACCUGCUACUGGACUAUAGGAACUCUGAGCUGGAUGAAGGUGGCAUCAAGCCCCGGCCAGGAAGUGAUGUAAGCAACAUAAAUGCCCCCUCCCCGCCUCACAAGGUACAACGCAGUGUGUCGUCCAACCAGAAGCCUCAGAAUCGCAGAGCCACCGACCAGGGCUCCUCCUACUCUAAAAGAGGAGGUCAAGCAGACAACAGGAGUGCAGUGGAGGAUUCUGGGAGGAAAGGUUCAUCAGGCAGCUCCACUACCAAGGUGCCAGCGAGUCCGCUGGUCUCCUCUGACCGCAAGAAAAGCGCCACGCCUUCUACAAAUAGCAUCCUGUCCACUGGUACAGGUCGCAGUCGGAACUCUCCUCUGACUGAGAGAGCCACUUUGGGACAGGGCAUCCAGAACGGCAAGGACAGCCUAAACACUCCGGGCUCCCGCGCCUCCACUGCCUCGGCCGCUGCCGUCCUCUCCUCCUCCUCCUCCUCCUCGCGUCCCCGUCACCACAAGUCACUGUCCUCCUCCAAUCAUCCAUGCCCCUCUGACCUGCACGCACCAAGGCCCAGUGCCCCAACUCAGCGGGCACCUGGUGCCUCACCAUCUGCCCACAACAUCAGCAGCGCUGCUGUGUCAGACCGUCCCAACUUCUCCCGGGGGGUGGGCAUCCGCAGCACAUUCCAUGCAGGACAACAGCGGGGUGCCCGGGACCAGCAGGGCUCUGCCUACCCCGGUGGGCCAGCUUCCCCAUCACUGUCACAUGGCAACAGCCAGGCCAGGAGGGCACAUGGCGCUACUGGGAUCUUCAGCAAAUUUACUUCCAAGUUUGUACGAAGAAAUCUCUCGUUCAGGUUUCCAAGAAGCCUUCUGGUUUUGAGUGCCGUGUUAUGGCCCAUUUUUAUUUAGUUUUUAUUUUUCCACUAACCACCCCCUCACCCAGCCACCCUCUCACUUAACUCACUCACUCCAUUAUCAUGCGGCACAAUAACACCUCACCCCUCCUCCUUUGACGUCCCUCCAUCGUCCCUCCCACCUUGCUCUUUCCAAACCCCCCCAUCCAUUUAUUUACCAGGUAGAGUGUGUGAGAGCUUGUGUCCCCCUGUAGCGCCCUAGAUUUAGGUCGAGGCUUAAUGGUGUAAUAGAUCAAACAUUUCCCUUCUAACUCUUAACCCUUUCUGUUUCUUAGCUUCAGAUGCAGGGAAUAAUGCACCAUUUCUUAGCUUCCUCUCCAAGUCAUAAGCUGGUGAGGUGAUGUGAUAAAAUGCAUCCUACAGACUUUUUUUAGUUGCUUUAAUAAACAUAUGAAUGAGAAGAGAAUCACAAAGACAGAUUUCUGUUUUUUUUGUAGGGGAUUUAAGUCCUGCUUUGUCACAUUCCCAUGAUAACCAUAACCAAAGCUAAUGCCACCUAUCUAAACCCUUAAACAUCAUCCAUCUCACAUCUCACUGCUUUUUUUUGGUUUGGUCACUAAGAUCAAAUCAGCUGGUGUUUAGUGUAAAUUUUUGAAGAGAUCCACCAUAGAUUGUAGUCUGGAGUUGGAGAUGGAGGUAGAGAGGACCCAGGAGGGACGUUGCAGUAUUUCUCAGGCUGCACUUAUUUCUGGAGGCUGCACUCUUCCUUUCUUUCAUUGCUCUGUUCUCACUUUGGCAAUGGCUCUCUAACAGCAGCAGCAGCAGCAGCAGAACUGGAUGGCUUUGACCUACUCUGGCUGGAAAAGACCUUAAUACUGUGGACACACAUACACAGAUUACACUUUAUACACAUAUUCACCUUAUACCAAAACAUUUAUUCACUUUUCUCCAUGUUAUUUAUAUUAUUUGUAAUACAUGAAGAUAUAGAAUACCUCACUAAAUUUACAGUCAUAUACACUGAACACACACGUACAGAAUCUCACAUUUGUCUCAUACACACUGUUGAGUGUUUGUUUUUUUUUCCAGGAGGUGGAGCAAUUUCUUUUUAAUCUAGACCAUUGCUCCACCUGGUGGUUAGAAGUUAUAUUUUGUUUUGUCAGCCUUAUGAAGAAUUCCCUCCCAGUUACUCUUUGUGCAAGAAGCUAAUUUUGCUCUAUUUGGGGAGUCUCAUUUAUCCGGACAUUUGUAAUAUUGGAGGGAGAAAUACGAGAAUCUAGUUAAUAUAUGAAUAAAUAAUGGGCAAAUGUGUUAUGAAAAGAGUACAUGAGAAAUAUCUGAGAUUUAUUGAAUCAAGGUAUCAUCUUCAUUUGAUUUGCCCACACUCUCCUCUGGAGCCAUUUUGCAUUCCCUUACAACUCUAGAGGGCAUGCAAAAUUGCAGAAACAACCUUAUCUUACAUUGUUCAUCAAUUUACCCUUAUUGCUUAAGAAAUCGUGGUUUAACUUUUCACUUAUCUCACUUGUCAUUCCCAUAUGCAAUAUUUUUAACCAUGUGUCUGUUGCAGGAUGUUUUUGAAUUAUUUCUUUUGAAUAUUUAUAAAAGGGGCUAAACUGGAAUGAUGCCUCUUCCCAUAACAGACUUGAUUUAAAGCUUCAUUAAUUGAUUUUAGUAUGUCACUUUCCCUCUAUUGUCUGCAUGUGUUUUGCUGUUUUGUCUUUGUCUCUCCACUGAGUUUGUUUUGUGUCUUUUUGUCUUGUCUGUUGGUAUGAAAGAGAACAUGUCUGUGUGGUGUGUGCAUGUGUUUAUAUAGGUUCCAGUUGCUGUGUUUUAGGAAGUGUCUGUGUUUAAAAAAAAAACCCUUCUGUUUAGGAACAAUGUUACUAAUAAAGGAUUAUAUGCAGUGCUGGGAUCAUUAAUGCUCCUAACCCCCUCUAAGUUGCACGACUCGCCCUCACCAUGCUGACCCAUUAUGUUCCAAACCAUUCCAUCCAGGUCCAAAUCCAUUUCACAUUUUUAUCCUUUGUGUUUAAAUGCAUUCCUCCUGUGCCAAGCCACCCUAUUUAAAACUUAAUUUUUUUGGUCCUCUGGUUAGAAAUUAAAAUUCUUGCAAAUACUUAUAAACUUUCCAUUAAAUUGGGACUAGUUAACUUCUUUAACUCCUCCAACCCAGUCCUGUUUCUUUUCCAUCCAUUGCCUAGUUUGGAUCCAUCCUGCUUUUAUUUACACCAGCUUUAAGAAACUGCUUCAAGAUUAUUGGCAUUAGUUACUACACUGCUGCUACCUUAAAAACUGACAAAGCUAACAAGUCGGAGUACUUUUGCAUUACCAGAAAUGAAAUCCUGUGACUCCGUAGGCAUGUUGGUUAUAUAUUGUGGAGACAGCACAUAGCUCUGCUGUCAUUGUACAGCCUUGUUUGUGGUCCAUAAGCUUUGCAGCCGAGCAACAGGAACGACAGAUGUGCAUCUCUUUGAUGCAAAAUGCUCAUAAAAUGAUGACUGGACUAGGCAGAUUAUUAGUAUCAGACUGAGAUGUCUGGUCAUGAUCUUGCUCUCGUUUCUUGUUUUACAAAGUUAACAUAAUGGGGAUAUUUACACUAAUAAAUGCUGUCCUCUAUGUAGUCUCCACCAGUGCUAAUUUUUACAGCUGUUUUUAAUUUUAGUCCCAGUCUUUGUCUUUAGAUUAAUUACUUCUUAGUUUUAGCCACAUUUUAGUCAUUUCUACCCUUUAUAGUUUUAGUCUAGUUCUUGUCCAAAGAACAUCCUCAUAUUUUAGUCUAAGCAUUUCUUCUCUUGCCUGAAUCUGGUACCAAGUCAUGGUUCUAUGCACCUUGCCUAACCUGGGGUCACUGCUUUCUACAGCUAAGAGGCAGAAUAGCUAUAGAUGCAUUGUACUUAGACAGAUUUACCCACAGUGGAGAAAUAUCAUGGAUUUUGAAUGCCCAACAAAAACUAAAUUACAUUUUAAUCUUGUUGACGAAAAAAAAACUUACUUUUAGUUAGUUUUAGCAUCAAAGCUCUGUUGUUAGCUAGUCUUUGUCUAGUCUUUCUCAUGGAAAAGAGUAACCUUACAUAAUAGAUGGAUACGCCCGUUUCUGUUUCUCUCACUGGUGAAUCCAUCUUGCA